AUGUACUUGCGCGCACGGGCAACCUCGCCGACGCCGGACCUAGUGCUUGUGCCGCCUACGCCGGUGAACAGGAUACACCCAGAGAGCGGGUCACAGUCGUCGUCGCCAUCAGCGUCGAGCACCCCGCCCACGCCCGAGCUGACGACGACCGAGGAGCGCAGUUCGAGCGAAACUAUCGAGAUUUAUUCCAUGUACGACGGCGACAACGGGAGAAGCGAGGAGCAUAGGCACCCAUCACGGAAGGAGACCCACAGCUCGAACAAUUCGCAUGGCAGCUCGGCCUACUUCAGCGCAUUCACUGCCUCGGAAGAUGCCGCGAACGACGACUCGCCGUACAUGGGCAUUGAGCCAGACGUCGCCCUCGACUACCGGCACUCGCGCAGAGUCAAGGCCCUGCCCCAGCCACCGGACCGGGACACCCGCUUCCUGUCACCGACUCCACCGACCAGCCGGCCAGGGUCGACGGUGCCGCAUUCACCGACGCCGCCUCAGCCGCUGUACGCUCCACAGGCCUCGACUUCUCCGCCUCCCACGCACAUCACGCCGAGCACGUCGCGCCAUGCGUCCCAUGCGUCUGUCACCACUCGGACUUCAAACCCUUCGCCGCGCAUGAGCAUGCAGACGAGGGACAUGCCCUACGACUCUCCCGGAAACAUCAGUCUCACCCGCUCGGAAGGCGAGGACGAUGAUUCGUUCCUUGUCAGGAGCACAUAUGCCCAGCUUGAGCGUAGCGGCGUUAAAGGUGAUGGGAUCGUGGAAGGUGUCGAGCGCACCCGUGCCAAGAUCGGGCCCAGCAGAGCGAGCGAGAUCAUGGCAGCCGAAGCUCUUGCCGACGCACGGGAGAAGCGGCGCGAGCUGAGUUCGCAGGAGGUCGAGAUGCUCGCCAGCCUCGACAGGUACGGCUUCUUCACGACGCCCUCGCAUGACCGACUCCUACUCCUGCCUACCGCCGCCUUUGGAAAGCCACUCGCCCGAAUAACGACGGGGUCGCCGUCCGCUUCCGCAGCGGCACGCACGUUACGAUCGGUACCGCCUCCGCAGCCCCCAAUACACGAAGAGGAGCGCAUGGAGAAGUGGGGACGGAUGCUUACACCCCGCGUACGUGAUGCGGGCGGUAAUGUGGAGAUGUGGGCUGUCCGGCAGAACAAGCAUCCCAAGCUGUUGAGGAGGGUGUACAAGGGCAUCCCCGAUCGUUGGCGAGCGGCGGCCUGGGCGGCGCUCAUGAGCGACUUUGCACACGCUGGGCCGGACGACUUGAAGAGACUCAAGUCACAGUACUUCCUGGACCUCGACAAGCCUAGCACCUUCGACGUGCAGAUUGACCUCGACGUACCAAGAACGAUCAGCGGACAUAUCUUAUUUAGGACAAGAUAUGGGCACGGGCAGAGGUCGUUGUUCCAUGUUCUGCAUUCGUUUUCACUGCACUGCAGCAAGUGUGGUUACUGCCAGGGCAUGGGCCCGUUGGCCGCCAUGCUCCUAUGCUACGUCGCACCCGAGCGCGCGUACGCGGCCCUGGUACAUCUACACGACGCCUACAACAUGCACGCCAUCUUCGCACCUGGCUUCCCUGGGCUCCUUGAGAGCAUAUACGUGCAAGAACAAAUCAUGGCACAGCUCAUGCCGCCCGUGUACGCCGCUUUCAAGAAGCACAUGGUCUCAACCACAAGCUAUGCCACGAAAUGGUACAUUACGCUGUUCGCGAAUAGUGUACCGUUCCAGACAAGCUUGAGGCUAUGGGACGCUUUCUUGCUUGAGGGCCAAGACUUGUUUGUCGUUGUUGCUAUAGCCAUCAUAUGGGCGUACCGAGAACACAUAACAUCCGACUCGGCCAACUUUGAGACUAUGCUCUCCAUGCUUUCCUCUUUCUUCGUACCUGAGGACGAGAACGCGCUCAUGACAUGGGUCGGCGUUGUACUCGCGAACAAGAAGUUGCGCGCCGACAUGAGCAGAUGGAGAACCGAAUGGCGCGAGUUAGUCAAGCAGGGCAAGGAGGGCGAUGCGUUGUUAUGA
This is a messenger RNA of Peniophora sp. CBMAI 1063, 2010 nucleotides long. The record is from the annotation of a GenBank genome assembly. NCBI's taxonomy places the organism in Eukaryota, Fungi, Basidiomycota, Agaricomycetes, Russulales, Peniophoraceae.